ACGAAGAGCAUCGCGAUCCCUUGCGCCGCUGUCUUAGCCUACUCCAGCGUCGCCGACGAGCGCCCUCCUCUCCACUAUUUGUCAAGUCCUUUUCUUGACUCAUGGUUUUUGUGCACGCUGUGGGUCGUCGUUGGUGGGCUGAAGAAGAUCUCCGCAACCGAAAGUGGCUCCGAAGGUGCACCGCACCCGAGUGUCGAUUCCCUUCUCCCAGCUUUGAAAAGUCGACGCCUUGGCACGCCAACCACUACUCUUCAACGAUCGAGCCAAUCCUCCAUCGGGAACCUCUUCGUUCUCAUCCUUCAACUUCCAUCUAACCACGAUAGGAUCUUGGGUUAGGAAGGGAAAAUGUCUGGAGGAACGCAGCCUAGCUUAAGGAAGUACUUGGGAGCCAUUAAAGACACCACCACGGUCAGCUUGGCUAAAGUGAACAGUGACUACAAGGAAUUGGAUAUUGCCAUUGUGAGGGCUACAAACCAUGUAGAGCGUCCUUCCAAGGAGAAGCACAUACGAGUUAUCUUCAGUGCUAUUUCAGCUGCCAGACCUCGGGCAGAUGUGGCCUAUUGCAUUCAUGCUCUUGCAAGACGUCUUACCAAAACACAAAAUUGGGCGGUUGCAUUGAAAACUUUGCUUGUCAUACAUCGUGCAUUGAGGGAAGUUGAUCCCACAUUUCGUGAAGAACUCAUCAAUUAUGGGAGAAGCAGAAAUCAGAUGUUGAAUAUGUCCCACUUUAAAGAUGAUUCCAGUGCAUAUGCUUGGGAUUAUUCUGCAUGGGUGCGUACUUAUGCUCUAUAUUUAGAAGAGAGGCUUGAGUGUUUCCGGAUUCUCAAGUAUGAUGUUGAGUCAGAUCCUCCGAGAACUAAGGAUCUGGGAACUGCAGAGUUGCUUGAGCAAUUGCCAUCAUUGCAACAACUGUUACAUCGCCUACUUGGCUGUGAGCCACUUGGAGCAUCUCGUCAUAAUAUCAUAAUCCAUCUUGCACUUACUAUGGUUGCUUCAGAGAGUAUUAAGAUCUACGUUUCAAUUAGUGAUGGAAUAAUAAAUAUGGUCGACAAGUUCUUUGAGAUGCAGAGACAUGAUGCAGUUAGGGCACUUGAUAUAUACAGAAGAGCAGGUCAGCAGGGUGAACGACUAUCAGAAUUUUAUGAAGUAUGCAAAAGCAUGGAUGUCAGACGAGGAGAGAAAUUUUUAAAAAUUGAACAGCCCCCUGCAUCAUUUCUAACAACAAUGGAGGAAUAUAUCAGAGAUGCUCCACGAGCUUCAACAGUUCGAAAGGAUCAGGCGAGAGAUAAUGGCACAACCCAAGUAAUAUUAGCAAUUGAGUACAAGAAGGACCUUGAACAGGAAGAAGCAGCACCUUCCCCCCCUCCCCCUCCACCAACAGAACCAGUUAAAAUUGAAGUCCCUGCACCGGAGAAACCGAAAGAAACAGAUUUACUGGGAUUAAGAGAUCCUGCUCCGGAAGCAUUCGACCUGGAUAAUAAGAACGCCAUGGCACUUGCCAUUGUUCCAGUUGUCGCAGAUAAUGUUUCUAGCUCUGCUACCACUAGGGGCUUGAAUCCAGAUAAUGGAGUUACUGGCUGGGAAUUGGCACUCGUUACAGCUCCCAGCUCAAAUGAGACCGCCGUAGCUUCAAGCAAAUUGGCCGGAGGGCUAGACAAGCUCAUACUAGACAGCUUAUAUGACGACGCAGAGAGAAGAGCGAGCCAGAACGUCAGCUACAACCCAUGGGAGAUGGGUCCCAUGAUGCAACAACCGGUAGCUCACGACCCAUUCUACGCCUCGAAUGCAAUUGCUGCGCCACACUUGGUGCAGAUGGCAGCUAUGGCACAGCAACAGCAAGCUUUCUUGGUGCAGCAGCAGCAAAUGAUGACGAUGAUGAUGGGAGGGCAGCAGCAGCAGCAGCUGCCUCUCCAUCCAACCAUCAACCCUUUUGCCAAUCCAUAUGGAGACGUUCCGAGUGUGCCUGUUCAUCAACCUUCCAGGGGUUACAACGGCCUCAUCUAGAUGAGAUGAGAUUUUUUUUUCCCCUUUUCUUUUUUGAGAUAUCUUUUGUAAUUUGAUGAUCAUAAGAUUCACUGUCGAUAGUGCUUGAAUGCAAUAUUCAAGUGAUGUUUCGGGUGAUUAUCUUGAUUUAUUUUUAGGAAUAUGGAGUGGAGAUCUGUGUUGUAUGUAAUAAUAAAGAAUUAUUUUUGUAUUUUUA
This is a messenger RNA of Zingiber officinale, 2200 nucleotides long. Its product is annotated as putative clathrin assembly protein At5g35200. The record is from RefSeq and is a predicted model, not a curated record. The transcript has 16 exons. Bases 346 to 2004 code for a protein of 552 amino acids. Gene Ontology annotation, cellular component: clathrin-coated pit; clathrin-coated vesicle. Gene Ontology annotation, molecular function: clathrin heavy chain binding; SNARE binding; 1-phosphatidylinositol binding. Gene Ontology annotation, biological process: clathrin-dependent endocytosis; vesicle budding from membrane; clathrin coat assembly. Lineage: Eukaryota; Viridiplantae; Streptophyta; Magnoliopsida; Zingiberales; Zingiberaceae.